AGGAUUUUUGGGCUCAAGACCUUGUUUUUCGGUCGCCGAUGAUGGAACGACCACGCUGGGGGAUCCUUGGUGCUGGGAACAUUUGCAAUGACUUCGCAGCGGGUGUUGUGACUGCGGGCGGCUCCAUCUCUGCGGUCGGUGCCAGCUCGCUGUCGAAAGCGCAGGCGCUCGCCGACAAGGUGAAAGCCUCCCGAGCUGUUGGGUCGUAUGAAGAGCUCGUGGCAGAUCCUGACGUGGAUGUCGUCUAUGUGGGCACCAUCCAUACCAUGCAUUUGCCACAUGCCAGGAUGGCCUUGAAUGCCGGCAAGCAUGUGGUGUGUGAAAAGCCCUUGGCCGUCAAUGAGAAGGAGGCCCAAGAGCUGGUCGACUUGGCAAGGGCCAAGGGCCUCUUCCUCAUGGAAGCCAUGUGGACCCGAUUCUUCCCUGUGACCCGAAAAGUCCAAGAGAUUCUGGCCAGUGGCGAGUUGGGUGCGCCGAAAUCCGUGCAAGCCGAUUUCGGGUUCAUUGGACCGAUGGAGGAUAAGAACCAUCGCUUAUGGGAUCUGAAUUGUGCUGGAGGGGCCAUGUUAGAUAUUGGCAUUUACUUAGUGCAGCUGGCGACCAUGGUCUUCGGAGCAUCCAUGCCAUCGGUUCAGAGCACUGCGUUGCUGACCCCUGAAGGGGUAGACCAUGAAGGAGCGCUCUCCCUUUGCUGGAGCGACAAAGGCUCGGCCAGUCUUUUGUUCACCCUACGUGCGACCACCCCGGAGCACGCGGUGAUUAUGUGCGAGAAGGGCUAUAUCCGGCUCCAUGGGCCUGCGCACACUCCGGAGCGCAUGACUGUGUUCAAAUCCAGUGGCGUACGAGGCAAGUUUGAGGAGCAAGACUUCGAUUUCCCCCUGCCACAGUUGAGACCAGGGCUCACAGUGAUCUACCCCUCCUCCGAGGGAAUGAUGUAUCAAGUCCUGGCGGCGGAGAAAUGCUUGAAGGAGCAGAAGCUGGAAUGUCCCGAGUAUCCCUUGGAGGAGAGCCUUACCGUGAUGCGGAUCAUGGAUGCCUACCGACGCCAGGUAGGUGUGACCUAUCCCUCAGAAUCCACCUGCACGGUCUCCUGAGCUUUGCAGGUCGAGCCGCGAGCUGCUCGUUCGUUUGCAAAGACCACGUGGAAAAGAGAUACAAAAUGCGGUCCUCAAGAAGAUGAG
Molecule: messenger RNA, 1181 nt
Organism: Durusdinium trenchii
Lineage: Eukaryota; Dinophyceae; Suessiales; Symbiodiniaceae
Source: the annotation of a GenBank genome assembly